Messenger RNA from Dipodomys ordii (Ord's kangaroo rat), 6522 nucleotides. RefSeq names its product B double prime 1, subunit of RNA polymerase III transcription initiation factor IIIB (gene Bdp1). The record is from RefSeq and is a predicted model, not a curated record. Gene Ontology annotation, cellular component: transcription factor TFIIIB complex. NCBI's taxonomy places the organism in Eukaryota, Metazoa, Chordata, Mammalia, Rodentia, Heteromyidae. Gene Ontology annotation, molecular function: TFIIIC-class transcription factor complex binding. The transcript is spliced from 36 exons. Gene Ontology annotation, biological process: RNA polymerase III preinitiation complex assembly. Bases 85 to 6216 code for a protein of 2043 amino acids.
GUCCUCACGCGGUUUCCGGCCGUGCUUGGGGCUCUGGGCUGGGCGCGGCGGUGAAGCCGCGUCCCGGGCCCCCCUGGCUCCGCCAUGUUCCGCAGGGCACGCCUAAGCGUGAAGCCGAAUGUCAGGCCCGGUGUCGGCGCCAGGGGUUCCACGGCUCCCCAGCCCCAGCGUGGACGGGAGUCUCCCAGGCCACCGGAGCCUGCAGCCGAGUUCGCUUCAAAGACUGCGGAGUCUGCACAUGUGCCGGCGGUGGCUUCCGGGGGAUCGGAGCCCCAGGAAAAGGCUCCCGUGAGCAGGGAUGAAAACACUGGUGGUGAACAUAAGGUUGAAGAAUCCACUAAUGUGUCCACUACUGCUUCACAGAGAAGAAAACGAGUAUCCAGUACUUCUAGUGUAGGGAAACCUAGUGUCAGUGUUCCUUCACAGUCUCAUCCCUUAUCUACAGUUAAUCAAGACACUUCACAGCCAAAUCCCAUUACAACAAGAGAGAAGCAGCCAUGUUCAGACAGAUACCGAAUAUAUAAAGCCCAGAAACUGAGGGAAAUGUUAAAGGAAGAACUGAGAAAAGAGAAGAAACAAUGGAAAAACAAAUACGGUAUAAAUGAAAGCCAGAAGAUAGCAGAUCGUUCAAAAAUGACAAUGAGAGACUUCAUAUAUUAUCUUCCCGAUAAAAAUCCCAUGGCUUCUUCACUGGAACAAGAAAAGAAAAAUGAAAAAUCAGUGACUCCAGUUCAAACAAGAGAGUAUUUAACUGUUGAAGUUUUAAGGACAAAAGGCCCCUGUGUUGUUGAGGAAAAUGACCCUAUAUUUGAGCGAGGCUCUACAACUACCUAUUCCAGCUUUAGAAAAAACUGUUACUCUAAACCAUGGUCAAAUAAAGAAACAGAUAUGUUUUUUUUAGCCAUCAGCAUGGUAGGAACGGACUUUUCUAUGAUUGGACAACUUUUUCCUCACAGAGCAAGAAUAGAAAUUAAGAAUAAAUUUAAACGUGAAGAGAAAACAAAUGGAUGGAGAAUAGACAAAGCAUUCCAAGAAAAACGUCCUUUUGACUUCGAUUUUUUUGCUCAUUUACUUCAGAAAGUUCUUGCUGAAGAAGAGAAAAGAAAACAAAAAUCUGUUAAAAAUCAGAGUUUGAAGGAAAAGUCCUCCAAACCACGGAAAAACGUAAAAGUGAAAAAAGUUACUAAUGUAGGAGUGAAUGAUGAGCCAGAUGAAUCUGUGAGUACUAAAAUUUCUGAUACAGAAAGAUCUCUGAAGGAUGCUCAGACAGUUGAAGAAGAAUCUCAGAUUUCAUCAGGACAGGAUUCAGAACAAGUUGUAUUAGAACAAGACCAAAAUCAAAAGAAAAGGAAAAGGAAGAAUCAAGAUGAGACUAAUGAACAGCAAGUAGAAACCCUUUUAGGAAAUGUCACAGUUCAUACAAAUCCAUCUGAAAGUGAAGUAAACAAGAGUAACAGUCAGGUUUUAUGUCCUGAGACAAGUGAAGAAUGCAGUACACAACAGCUUUCCUGUCGGGAAAACGUAGAUGACAUUGUGGGGUUAGUGCCUAAAGAAAAAGUUGAGAAGAGAAUUGACCCCAUCCUUCCACCAAGUAAUCAACCAGAUACCAUGCGAAUAGCUUCUAAGUCUUCAGAAUCAAGCACUUCAGAUUUACCCCCAUCAGAAGUUGGAGAUGUAGCAUUUUAUGAAGUGAAUAAUUCUGACAGUAGUUGUACAGAAGGAAAACAUGUUGACUUAGAGAAAAAAGCAGUGGAAAUUGAUCAAGCAGAAAAUAUCAAACCAUUGUUGAGAGUUCGUCACCAGCGACCUAAACCUAAUCUGUCCAGGGCAAUUGGGAAAAAAUUAGGCAAAACAGAUGCUGAGAACAAGAGUUCACAGUCAGACAAUUCAGUUGAAAAGGAUUCCAUGGAAAAGGAGAAGAGGAAUGUAAUUGACAGUUCAGAAUUAGAGAGUACAAGAAGAGAGGACUCAGAAGCUGACACUGUAUCUACUUUGAGUGAAAAAACUUGUCUGCAGGAAGAUAAUCAGCCAAAGGCUUGCAAAACUGUACGACCAAUGCGGGGCCGAUUACAACGACCAAAGCCAAAUGUAGGGAAAGCUUUAGAAAGAAAAAUGAUCACACCACAGGAAAAAAUUGGGGACAAUAUAGAGAAGAAUGGGAAUGAAUCUUGUGUUGAUAGAGAUAUUACUCCACAAACAACAGAUCAGACCUUUAAAAACUUCCAGUGCGAAGAUACCAUAUCAGAAUCUGAGAAGACUAAUAGUCCUUUUCAAAAUGUACUGCCAGAUGAGUCCAAAGAUCUUAAUCAAUAUCUAAGCAUUCCAGAGGAUAAUGAAACAAAUGUACUCAAACAAGUCUCAAUUCAAAGGACUCUAUUUCAGAAGCCAAAGCCAAAUAUAGGAAGAAGAAAUGGAAAAAGAGAAAUUUCCUCAAAGGGAGAGGUGCCAGAAGAAAUUCUUGUCUCUCAAGAACUAACAGCAACUUCGAGAGAAACUGUAAGACUAGAUACUUCACCUGGGGAGAAGGUACCAAGUACAACUGCUAGUAAGGAAUUGGACUCAGAUUUAAAAGCAACUGGAAGAAGUGACAUCUCUCCCAGUGAGAUCAUUACAGAAAUGACUGAUAUCACUGGGGAAACGGAGACAGAUUUGAAAGGAAUUGAAAGAGACAUUUCCCCAAAAGAGACAGUACAGGGAAUGAUUGAUAUCACUGUAGAAACAGAGACUGCUUUGAGAUCAGCUAGAAAAGAGGUUUCUUCAAAGGAGACAAUACCUGAGUUGAUUGAUACCAUUGAGGAAAAUGACACAAAUUUGGAAGAAAGUGGAAAGGAAAUAGUUCCACAAGAAAGUGGCCCUGAUGUAGACAAGCCUGCAAUUGAGAUGGAGAUGAGUUUGAAAGAAACUGGAAAAGAGAGAACAUCAGAAAUGAUUGUUACUACUAACAAAAGAGAUUUAGAAGAAACUGAGGGAAGAGAAAGAUCUGCACUGCUAAAGGCCCAAGAGGAGGCCAAAACUAUAGAUGAAAUGAAAAUAUAUUUGAAAGAAAUCAGAGGAGAAUCAUCCCAAGGAGUAAAGGUAUUAGAGGAGGCUAGUGUUACUGGAAAAAGGGAAAUUGAUUUCAAUGAAACUGGAAAAGAAGACAUUUCCCUGAUGGAGGUAGUAUCAGGAAGGUUGACUGCCAUUGAGGAAACUGAGGCAGAUUUCAAAGACACAGGAAGAGAAAUUUCUGAAGGGAUCAAUAUUACUAAAGAAGUAAUGGCAGACUUGGAAGAAGAUGGAAAUAUAGACAUUUCUCCAAAGGAAAAUGCAGCAGAGGAAUCUGGUACUUCAAAACAAAAUGAGACAAAUGUAUUGCAGAGCAGUAGUAGUGACUGCAUCCCUGUGCCUUCAUGUGAUAUGGAAAACAUUAGAACUGAAGCAGCCUCGGUGAUGUGUACAUCUACAAAAGAGAAAGAAAGUUCUGAAAAGGAAGUGUCAAGUCAUUUGAAGACUUUUUCACAGAGUUCUGGGCUUUGUGAAGCAGAUCAGGUUGUACAACCUACAGAUAAUGCAGAUCAGGUGGUACAACCUACAGAUAAUGCAGAACACUUGUCAGCGAGUAACUUAAGGACUCAAAAACAAGAUGAUUUCCAACAAAAGACAAAGGAAAAUGUUAACCAAACUGCUCUACCACUGAGAGGCCGGCUUCAUAGACCAAAACCAAAUAUACGAAAGGCUAGACAGCGACAAAUAAUGGAAAAAGGUGAAGCUGAAGACAAAAUUAAGACAGAAGGAACAAUAACACAGAAAGAUGAAAUGAAGAAAUCCCUGGCUGUGUCAAAUGCUGAAAUUGACACUGAAAUUGAAGUUGUAUCCUCCAAAGUUUCUGAAUGCAGAAUGGAUGAAAAUGAAAGUCAUGUGGUUCCUGCAGAAAGUCUCCCUGUUGACAAGACUAUUUUGGAGGAAAAAAAUAUUUUGGAGGAAAAGAUAAGAUGUGAAGAAAAUAAGCCAUGUGUUCCUAGUCCAGCACAAUUGAUAAGAAGAUUCUUCCAAAAGCCUAAGCCAAAUUUGAGCAGAGCAAACAGUAAAAAAGGAGCAGGUAUGAAAAAAAGCACAACAGAUGAGAACAAGGUAUGCAAACCAGAAGAUAAUUUGCUGCAGCAAGGAGAUUCUGACACCCAGCUCCUUGUGAAAGAAAAGACAGAGAUUUUGACCUCUCUGGAAGUUUCAGCAAGAAAAGAUUGUGUAGGUUCUGAAGACUGUAGUUUGGCUCAAAAAUAUGCUCAAUUAGAUGUUGGACCAUCGAGGAGUGUUGAAGAGGAAACUGGAAAAAAUAAUUCUGUGUCUUCCAUUGUUCAGGAACAACAUCUCAGUAAACCUACCAGGGAUGGAGCCAAGUGGUACAUGCAUAUUUUAGGAAAUAACAGCAAUAUCUACUUAGCUGCCCAUUAUGAGACCUCUGACUAUCAGGACUGGUACACGAAGAGUAAAGGUCUUGAAAUCACAGAGAAUGUUGCCGAUGUAGGAUGUGUAACUGUUGUUGAGCAUCAGCUUCCCCACAUGGAUGUGACUACCCAGGAAGUGAAGCAGGGAAAAGAUUUGUAUACAUCAUCAUUUGAAAUGACCUCUGGAGAACAAGCUCCAAGUGUAGCAGAUCCCAGCGAUGGAAGCACCGAAGCUGCCAUAACUUUGCUGACAAUGGGAGAUAUAGUCCUGCAGUCAGAAAUCAGUACUGACCAGGGUGAUGUAGGUGUGUGCAUAUUUCAUUCAGAGGAUGGGAGUCAUAUUCCUUUUAGCACAGAAAAUGUAAAUCACAAGCCCGUUGAUGAAUAUCAAGAAUUUAAUUCACUUAUCACAAGUGCAUCUACUGCAUCAUUGGAAGACAGGAUUGUGUCAGAGGAACGGACUAUUGGAGAAAAAGUUGAUUUAAUGGAAGAAAUAAAGGAAACUACACCAACCAGAAAUGCAGUUUCUCAAGGGACCAGCAAUUUAAGAAUGAGGAGUAGAUUUGUGAAGCCGAAGUCAAAUUUUGAGAAAAUUUCAGACACCAGCAUGUUUGAUGCUCAUAAAGAAGUUUCCAAUUUUUGUAUAGCUAAAGGGGAAGAAAAACAAAGUCAAAGAGAAACUGAGCAAAAUGUUUCCAAAGCAACAGAAUUGGAAGAUAAAACCCUUGGGCCAGUUACAACAGCAGAAAAUAAGGAGCAGAACCAAUUGACAAGUAUCCAUUGUGUCGAAGGGACCAGUAUUCCACUGGAAGCAAACCUAGUGAAAAGAAAUGAAGAGGAAGAAGAGAGAGCUGAGGUGGCUCAGGUUCUGUCAGUUACUUCAGUUUCUCCUGAGACAGUUCCUCAUACACUUGGUUCGAGUUGGGGUCUUUGUGAGAGUUCUAUGGAGGAGACCUUGAGAAAGGAAUCUACUGGAGAAAGUGUGCUCACAUUUCAUGCACCAGAGUGUACAUCAACUUCUAUUCCAGAAGUCCAACAAAAGAAUGUAAUCAAUCCUGAAGAUCUAGCAGUGAAUCUGUUUGCGAAUAUACAUCAAGAUGGAGAUGAUGAACAAGCAGUCAUUUUAACUCUGGUGGAAAUCCCAACUAGUGAAGCAGGAGAAUUUACUGGUGAUUCUAUGCAGUUAAUGCCAAACCCUUUACUACCAGCACCGAUAUUGAUCAAAUCAGGGAAUACUGAAGAAAGAAGUGACUUGAGGGGGUACUGUUCAGUUGAUACCAGGAUUGUACCUGAGGUGUGUUCAAAGGAAUCAAAUGUUUCUGAGGCAACAGGGCUGUCUUACAAGAGACAAGGCAUUUUCCCUGCCUCAGAAAGCUUACAUACAACUCCAGAACAUCAAAAUGAGCAACUGGAUCCAACUUUUCAGAAUACAGGAUCUGUUCCUCAUGACAACAUAAGAGAUCUCUGUGAAGAAAGGAACAUGGUUCAAUUGCCUCAAGAUGAAAUGAUUGUGUCUGAUAAAGAAGAAAGAUCUAAUACUGGUUCUAAAUCUGAACAGAUAGAUAAAGGAACAUUGCCUUCAAAAGCCCCACUAACCAGGUAUCAUGAGAAGUGCUUUAAUAAGUGUUCCUCUGAGUCACUCAUUAAGUACAAUCUAAAAGUUUGUAGUGAUCAACCCUCACUAAAAGAAGAAUGUAAAAGUGGCCAAAAACGGGCACCUGAAGAUGAGCCACCCACAGUCUCUGAAUAUUACUUUGGUGAUAUUUUCAUUGAAAUGGAUGAAAUAGUAUAAAAUAAUUGUUUUUGUUUUUUCUUUCUUUUUUAAGCUUGGGAGUUUUAAAGUCAAUAUUAAUGCAGUAUUGAGAAAAACAUAUCAUUGUCUAUUUUAACUUAGGUCAAUUUUGAAUAUUUAAUAAGCUUCAUUGGAAGCUUUUGUAAUCAUUGAAAAAUAUUGCUGAAGUUUAUUUUGAUUGAUUCAGCAUUUUGGAAAUUAGCAAGUAAUGAAGACAGCUGUUUUUGCCGGGCAUAGUUGGCUCAUGCCUGUAAGCCUAGCUACUCAGGAGGCUGCAAUUUGAGGAUCACAGUUCAAAGCCAGCCU